Messenger RNA from Ascoidea rubescens DSM 1968, 3411 nucleotides. RefSeq names its product Syp1p (gene SYP1). The record is from RefSeq and is a predicted model, not a curated record. The transcript has a single exon. Lineage: Eukaryota; Fungi; Ascomycota; Saccharomycetes; Ascoideales; Ascoideaceae. Bases 104 to 3397 code for a protein of 1097 amino acids.
AUUCAAUUCUCCAGCAAACUUGUCUUUUUAAUUUCUAUAUUUUGUUCUUGUUGCCCACAUCGCCUCUGCUCACCACAGCUAUCAAUUUCUUUUCAGCGCUGAAAUGGAAGAAGAGAGAACCCAAUUGUCUUCCACCAUACUUGUUUCCAAAGAUCCCAGUGAAUCAAUCAACAUCUUAAAUUCCAGAAUCUUAGAAUCAAAGGCUCUUAACAAUGAAAUUGGUUCCUUUUUGUUUGACUACAUUGCACUAAACCAACACUAUGCUAGUCGCUUAAUGAAGUUAAUGGAAUCGAAGGGAAAAAAUAUAAAUUCAAAUGUUCAUAAAUAUAUCAUCAAGGAAUCUGCGGUGAAUCCUCAAUUCAAGGGGAACUUGUUUCUCAAAGACAAAAACCUCAACGACAAAAAUCCUAAUAACAGUGAAAAUAAUGAAAAUGGCAGUGAAUAUGAGAAUGAAAAUGAAAAUAAAAAUGAUGACAAUAAUAAUAAUUCUAAUUUGCCUGAUCAUUUGGGUAAUUUUAAAUCUAUUUGGGACUCCAUCUUAUAUGAAAUUAACUCUGAAAUCGAUUCAAAUAAAAAUCUAAUUAAAAACUUAAAUAGAAUUAUAAUAAAACCUUUAAAAAAUUCAUUCAAUCCAACUAAAAAUAAUUAUUACCACGAUAUAUUAUCUCAAUUAAAUAAAAUAAAACAUAAUUCAGUAACUCGCAAUGAUUUGAACUAUUUCAAUGAAAAUUCUCUUAUUUUUUUUGAAAAUUUUGAAAAAUUCGAAUAUAACAGAUUAAUCUUUUUAAAAGAUUUACUUUUGCAACUUCAAUCCAAUUUAAAUGAUAAAUAUACUCUGAAUUUGAAAAAUAAUGAAAAGAUUUUUGAAAAUUUAGUAUCCUUUAACCCUGACGAUGAAAUUAAAAGAUUUUCUUUAAAUCCAAUUGGUGAACAAAAUGAUUCUAAAAAUGAUAUUAUACCAAACAUUAAUAACCAAUCUGAUAGUCCAAUCAACACUACUACCAAUAAUAACAAUAAUAACAAUAAUAUUUUUAAUAACAAUGUCAACAACAGUACUAAUGACAUUAAUAAAGAACAUCCUCAUAGAAAGUUGCAUUCUUUAAUACAUCAUUCUUCAAACAAUUAUAAUACAUCACCAAUUGCAAAUACAACUCCAAAUUCAAACCCAAUGACAUCCUCCUCUUUUGAAAGAUCUUCAAAUGAUAACCACAUUUUAAUUACAAAUUCUCCAUCAAAGGAUAAAAAACACAAAUUAAGAUCCAGAGUUGGCUCUAUCUUUAAUAGAUCAAAAUCAAAGAAAUUCAUAAAUAACAAUCAAAACAAUAAUUUUUCAACUCAAGCAAAAUCAAAGUUCUCUUCUGAUUUCGAGCCUUUACCUGAGGUUCAAUCUACUCACUCUUCAGCAAUUGUCCUAUCCAAAAGGGUAAAUAACAAUACUAAUAAUACUAAUGGCAACAACAACAUUGAUGCUUAUGAUAACCUAAAAGAAGUUUCAAAAUCAAGUCUUGAUCUCCCCGAAUCUAAAGUCCCAAGUUCAAAUCCAGCUCUUAACACUAAUAAAGAAAAUAACAAAAGUAUUACCCCUGCUCUAAUUCCAUCAAAACCAAAAUUAAAUGACAGAAAUUUCAGUUUUAGUUCAAGUCCAUCUUCUCCAGAUGAUGAUUUUGCAACUUCAUCAAUACCUUUGCCAUUUCAUCCAUCUCAACCUCCACCUCCACCUCCACCUCAAUCUCAAUCUCAAUCUCAAUCUCAAUCGAGCCAACCUUUGGUUUCUAAAAAUUCAAACUCUGAUUUACCUGAUCCUAGAAACUCAAAACCUUUUCAAUCUUUAACAGAUUCUUCUCUUGCCCGCCCUUCAUCAUCAAAUUAUCCUUCCAGUAUUGAUGAAAAUUUAAAAUCGGCAAGUUCAGUAACACUACCAAAUAAGAAUAAUACCAGAAACGAUAAAAACAAUAGUUCAGAGAGCGAUAUUUUCAAUGAUACCAAUAAGACCUCUGGCCCUCCUUUGAUUCAAGUUCAAGUUCAGCCUCCACCACCUCCACCUGUAAGGAGAUCUUAUUUACAUAGCGAAAGUGGAAAUCAAAGUAUAAACCAAAGUUCAAAUUCAAAUUCAACUCCAUCUUCUCCCGUAAACAAUCCAGUUUCAAGUAGAAACAUCGUGACUGAGAGUGAUAACGUAAAUGGUAAUGACAAACAUAAUGACAAUGACGAUUUACCUACAGAUUUACCAAAAUUAACUCCCAAAGUUCCAUCAACUCGCAGAAAAGAUAUUGUCUCAAAAUUAUUCACAAACUUGACCGAAGCCGAUCUUGAUACUCAAGGCAAAUCUUCUUUUGACACCAGCAGUAUCAAUAAUGCUAAAAGUCUCAGUACACCUCAAUCUCAAAAAUUAACUACAAGGUCGAGCAACACUUUUGGUUCCUUAACCCCAAAUAGGAAGUACUUUGAUAACAAUGAUUCAAUUUCAUUGGUGUCUCAGCAGAGAACAGAUUCUCGUGCAACGAGUUUAAAGGCUGAUUUGACUGGAAAUUUAUUGAAUAACGGUUUUACUCAUCCAGAUUUAAGUGUCCCAGGGCUAAACGCCAGUAUUUUAGAAGUCUUUUCUGCGACUUUCAAAAAUGGAGUCUUAGAAUCCUCCAAGACAAUUGGCCAAAUUGCGUUCACUUAUAUAAGAGAGCCUUUAAAUCAAUUACCAAGUAAUUCUUUAUUGAAAUUAAAGUUGGAUCCUAAAAUCCAGAAAAUUGUUCCCAAUGCAGUAUUUUUAAGACCAAUAAAUACUUCCAACAACCUGCAAGAUGAUGAUAGCAACCAUAAUUAUCUCUAUAAUUUGAAUACUUUGCAAGUUUCUUCAAGAAUCGUCGGAGGCUUAAAAUACAUGUUAUUAAAUCAGGAAUCUCCAAUCAUUUUAACACCAAUUUGGAGAUUUGAAAGUCAUCAAGCUAGUUGUAUGCUAACAAUAAAAUUAAGCCAUAAGAUUGUUUCAAAACUAGAUGAUACUACCUCUAUUAUUUUGAAUGAUUUUGGUGUUUCUUUGUCAAUAGAGGGUACGGAAACAACAUCUGCUUUUUCAAAGCCUCAAGGGUCAUUCAAUAAAGAUAAAAAGAGAAUUACCUGGAAAUACAAGGAACCUUUGACACUAAGCAGAACACAUCAACAAGAAAGAAUUAUCGCAAGGUUUAUGACUGAAGGAAUGGCCAGAGAAUCUUCUUCUGGCUGCCAAGCCAAGUUCUUGAUAGAUAGUAAUGAAAGCACUUCCUUAUGUUGUGCUGAUAACAACCUUUUCUAUCAAAAUAUUGAUGAUGAUAUAUUUGGACAAAACAGUGACAACGAUCCAGAAACUUGGAAAGUUGUUAAUACUGCUAAAACAUUUAUUUCCGGCAGUUUUAUUUUUGGUUAAUUUUUUUUUUUUUU